Callorhinchus milii (elephant shark) is the source of this 571-nucleotide messenger RNA. RefSeq names its product VPS37D subunit of ESCRT-I (gene vps37d). Gene Ontology annotation, biological process: protein targeting to vacuole; ubiquitin-dependent protein catabolic process via the multivesicular body sorting pathway; protein targeting to membrane. Gene Ontology annotation, cellular component: ESCRT I complex. The transcript is spliced from 4 exons. Lineage: Eukaryota; Metazoa; Chordata; Chondrichthyes; Chimaeriformes; Callorhinchidae. The record is from RefSeq and is a predicted model, not a curated record. The annotation marks the transcript as partial.
CAGUGCGGGAGGCGGUGCGGGAGUUAUGUCUCGGGACCGCUUCGGGUUCCUGAGCACUGGGGAACUGCGGCAACUGCUCGGGAACGAUCACCGACUGCGACUCAUGGCGCAGCUCAGCGACCAGGCUCAGAGACUGCAGCUGAAGCAGGAGGCAACGGUGACAGGGAACAAGGACCUGGCAGAGGCCAACCUCAGUCUGAAACCGCGGCUGGAGGCCGGCAAGCUCCAGCUCACCAGGAAAUACCAGCAGCUGCUGGAGGCCACCGUGGCCUGUGACUACAAACAGCAGAAACUGGCUGUGCAGCUGGAAAGACUGAGCCCCAGCACUGCUCUAGAGCAUCUGCAGAGAGCGACAGACCAGGCAGAGCAGGAAUCGGAGGAGCUGACAGAGAGGUUCCUGAGGGGCAGUGUGUCUUUGGAGAUCUUCCUGGAGAAGUUCCAAGGCUUGCGGACACUUUGUCACAUCAGAAGAACCCAGGGGGACAAGUUACAGGAGCUGAUCAGGAGGGACCAGAGGCUGGAGCAACCACCACAGGUCCCCAGCCGGGGCCCUCACGCCGGGCCCCCAGUC